CAGCCAGGAUUUGUUCAAAUACAUAUUCUGGCCCUCUGGCCCUUUCGGCGCCCUCGGGAACCCCAUUUAAACGUAGGUUUUUCUUCCUUAGGCUGUCAUUUAUUUCCCUUAAUCUGUCUUCAUGGUCUUUUAAUUGUCUGUCUCUUUUUUCCUCAGUUUCCCUCUUUGCCAUUAACUUGUCUUCUGUGUCACUCACUCGUUCUUCCACCUCGUUAACCCUCGUCGUUAGGACUUCUAGUUUGGAUUGCAUCUCAUUCAAUUGAUUUUUAAUUUCUGCCUGAUUGGAUCUAAAUUCUGCAGUCAUGAAGUCUCGUGAGUCCUUAAUGCUUUUUUCUAGAGCCACCAGUAGCUGUAUAAUAGUGCUUCUGAAUUGGUUUUCUGACAUUGAAUUGUAAUCCAGAUUUUGUAACUCUGUGGGAGAGAGGGCUGUUUCUGAUUCUUUCUUUUGAGGUGAGGUUUUCCUUCUAGUCAUUUUGCUCAGUGCAGAGUGGCCAAAAACAAGUUGUAUUGGGAAAAGGAAAGAAAGAGAGAGAAGGAAAGAAAAGAGAAAGAGAAAAAAGAAAAAGAAAAAAAAAGGAAAAAAAGAGAAAGAAAAAGAAAGAAAGGUGAAAAAAAGGGGUGGGGUGGGGGCAGCAAUCAGAAAUCAAAAAGAAAAGAAAAAAGAAAAAAAACAACACAGGGGAGUAUCUUCUGAUUCUGUAGACUUUAAGUCCCUUGACUUUCCUUGGAACUGGUCCGUCUAGCUGGUCUUCUGGGGGAGGGGCCUGCUGUCCUGAUUUUCAGGUGUUAGCACUUGGGGGAGCUGCUCUGCCCCUGCCUGCUGCAGGGCUCAGCGGGGGUUGUUUACCCCGUGAGGCCCCAGGAGGAACAGCUGCAGUUGCUAUGGCAACUCUGGAAGCCUGGAUUCAGCCUCCGCAGGAACUACGGGGCUCUCCGUCUGCAGGGCCUGGAGGCUCCGGGGCGGGGGCCGCUGAUCUGCUCAGCUCGGGGUAGGAGUGUCCUGGCUGUCCUGGGCCCUUCCGGCCUCUGCCUGUCCCGGGGGAGGCCGGAUCCUGGGCUGUGUCCCGGCGCCCUGUGCUCCGGGGCCUGCGCUGUUGGAUUCGCGCUCCCGCCCCGCAGCUCCCUCCGUGGAGCCGCUCCCGAGUCCCUCCGAGCUGCUCUGGCCCCACCGUGCGCGCUGCAGCCCUUAGGGAGCUCGGCGCACUCUCCUGUGCGCGCAGGUGUCUGUUAGUGUCCCCGGGAGCCCGAGGGCAUCCUCGCCCUCCUGGGUCCUGUUCCAACUCCCUGCGAGCUCCUUUCCGCCGGGGAAGGUUGGUGCAGCUCCUGCUUCUCCAGGAUGGGGCUCUCCUGUCCUGGGAACACUCGCCCAGGCCUUAGCCCGGCUCCUCGCGGGGCCCCUCCCCCUUGGAGGCCUUUUGUUUCUUUCUUUUUCCCCGUCUUCCUACCUUGAUAGAAGCGCGAACUCUUCUCACUGUAGCAUUCCAGCUGUUCUCUCUUUAAAUCUCAGGCUGAAUUCGUAGAUUUUCAGGAUGAUUUGAAGGUUAUCUAGGUAAUUUGUUGGGGACAGGUGAUUUGGGGACCCUACUCUUCCACCAUCUUCGGUUAUAACACUUUUAGUGAAUUUCCCAUAUGUCAUCUGCAGAGAACAUGCAUUAAUGUUUUCUAUUUGGUGAUGGAUUAGUAAUGCUUGUGCUGAUUAAUGAUUGAUAUGAAAAGUAUUUCAGGUUAACACUGUGUCAAGAGUAACGAAGACUGCCAUGUUUACUUAGAUUCUUAAAUUGCACUGAAGUGACCGUGGCAUUAAAUUUCGCAUCAGACAUCGCUCUCCCAGGAUGGCAGCCAUUGAUUUGACUCAUGAUUGCAGUGACCUUUGAGGAUGUGGCAGUGGACUUCACCCAGGAGGAGUGGAUAUUACUGGACCUUAAUCAGAGAAACCUAUACAGAAGUGUGAUGCUGGAGAACUACCAGAACCUGGUCUCAGUAGAAUAUCAACUGUCAAAACCUAAGCUGGUUGCUUGGUUGGAACAACAGGAGCUGAGGACAGUGGAAACAGGAGUUUUCCAAGAAUGGGAAAUGCGACCUCAAACUAAAGAAUCAGCAUCUCGCCAGGAUUUUUUUGGAGGAAAAACAGCCAUUGAAAUACAAAAAGAUAAGACCCACCGUGGAGCAGAACUCUCUGACUGUGAACAAGGUAGAAAAGUCUUGAGUAAACAUUUAAACCUUAAGACACAUGUGAGAACUCAAAAUAGAGGGAACACUUUUGAGCAUAAUCAGUACCGCAAUGGCUUACUUAACCUACAAAAGAAAAACUCUACUAGAGAGAAGCCUUCUGAGUUUAAUCAGUGUGAUAAAGUUUUCGGCCUGACUCCACAUACAGCGUAUGAGAGAACUAGUAUGGCAAAGAAGACUUUUGAAUGCAGUGACUGUAGGAAAACGUUCAUUAGUCAUUCACGCUUUCAGGCACAUGUGAGAACUCACAAUGGAAGAGACUUCAAUGAAUGGAGGCAGUUUCUAAAAGCUUCAGUUUUCCCUGCAGGCCGUACUGAGCAUGUGCAGACACAUACUGCUCAAGAACUCCAUGAAUGUAAACAAUGUGGGAAGUCUUAUGCAGAUUCCAAGUGCCUCAAUAAUCAUAUCAUUCGACUUCACGCUGGAAGAAAACCUUUUGAAUGUAGUGAAUGUGGGAAAGCCUUCAUUACAUCCUCACGCCUUUAUGUGCAUUUGAGAAUUCACACUGGAGAGAAACCCUAUCGAUGUAAAGAAUGUGGGAAACACUUCCAGUGGCCCUCACUGCUUCGUAAACAUGUUCGAAUUCACAGUGGCGAGAAGCCCUAUAAAUGUCAGGAAUGUGGGAAAGCCGUCAGUCGUUCCUCAGUUCUUAAUGAACAUUUGAGAAUUCAUACUGGAGAGAAGCCCUAUAAAUGUAAGGAGUGUGGGAAACACUUCGCUUGGCUGUCAGUCCUCCGUAAACAUGUUCAAACUCACAGUGGUGAGAAGCCCUAUAAAUGUCAGGAAUGUGGGAAAGCCCUCAGUAGUUCCUCAAUUCUUAAUGAACACUUAAGAAUUCACACUGGAGAGAAGCCCUAUAAAUGUAAGGAGUGUGGGAAAGCCUUCACUAAUUCUUCACGACUUAGUGUACAUUUGAGAAUUCACACAGGAGAGAAACCCUAUCAAUGUAAAGAAUGUGGCAAAGCUUUUGUUUGGCCCUCAGUCCUUAAAAAACAUCUCCGAACACACAGUGGAGAGAAGCCCUAUGAAUGUGGUGACUGUGAGAAAACCUUCAGUAAUUCCUCAUAUCUUAAUGAACAUCUGAGACCCCAUACUGCAGAGAAACCCUUUCGAUGUGGUGAAUGUGGGGAGGCCUUUAGGACUUUCUUAUAUUUUAAUAGCCAUUUGAGAAAUCACUCUAGAGAGUAACCCUGAAAGUAAGUACUGUGACAAAGCUUUCACUAGUGCUCUCAUCCUGAUGCGACAUCUAAGAAUUUAUACUGGAGAGAAACCAUAUUAAUGUAAGGAAUGUGAGAAAGGCUUCACUUGGUUUUCCAACCUUCAAAAACAUACAAAUUCAAAGUAAAGAGAAACCCUGUGUACAGAAUGUGGGAAAACCUUCAGUAUUUCCACAUUUGAAGUCACACUGGAGAUAAAGCCUAUGAAUGUAAACACUGGGGGAAAGCCUUCACUAUCUAAUCAAGCCAAACUCAACAUGUAAAAAUUGAUACUAGAGAGUAACCAUUUGAAUUGUAAGGAAUGUGAGGAAAACCAGUCAUGGUCACGACUAAACACCUAAACACUAAGCACAAUAAAUUGAGGAUUUAUGUACAUAAUAAGCAUGACAAAGUGUUAUUCUAGUGUAUUUCAAAAACAUAAAAAGCUACAUUGCAGGGAAAACUUGAAUAUGAGGACUAUGGAAAGGUCUACAGGUGUCCCAUUGAAUACAUGAAAGAGCUCCUUAAUUAGAUGUCUAUGAAGUUAAGUGAUGUGGGAAAGCAAUCAGUCUCCUACAAACCAUGCUGGAGGAGCACAGUUGAAGAUGUAUGGAACUCAACUUACAGGGUAGCUUCAUAGAUGUUUUUUGAACAUGUGCCACUCUGCCCAGAGCAUUUUUGGGAAUGGUCUGGCUCUCUGCCCCUCAUAGCAAUGCUAGUCCAGUCUAGUUUCUAUACCUGGUUUGCAGCCUUGCCCCAUGUGGGACUACCACCGUUAGACUUAAUGUUAUACAAGCCACUGGGAUCCUCUAGUGUAUACUGACCUUGUCUAAUAUUGUGAAGAUGGUGAGCAGUUGAAUUUAGUUCACUGUUCACAGAGUCCAUCUACAGUGCCUCAUGCUGGCAAAGGUGGAGGAUAUAUGUCUAGAUUUCCUGAAAUGUUUCACACAUGAUCUUUCUGGGUCAGGAAAGACUUUAGAAACAGUGAGGUUAUAUACCCGGAUCUCAUAACUCUGGCAAGAGCAACAUACUCAUUACUAGGUUAGAAAAUAUUUUUAACCUCAGGCAGUGUGUGGAGAGAUUGGGAACAGAGAAUAUUCUCUUGUUCUUAAAUCACCAUAUCCUGGGAAAGCAAUUCUAUUCUUUGCCUGUGUUCAGAAACAGCUGCACCUAGCAUGUGACAUGGUAGUUAGUUUCACAUCCCUUCACAUGCUAUGAGAUAGGAAACCUUGUGGCUAGGACAGAUCCUGAUAUUCUGAUAUACUUGAUGCCACCACUGAUAGAGACACAGAAUCCAUCAGAACCUUGUUUCAGUUUUGAGUUAACACAUUCAUGUACUUGUAACACUUGAGCAGCCUUUAGUUAGUCCUGGGUGGCCUUGUAGGCUGCAGCAGUUUAAUGUCACCUCCCUUCUGGCUUAAAUCAAUGGAGUACACUUCAAAUCAAAUUUAAUGAUAAAUCCUGAUCAGAUGUCACCUGGAUAUGGGGUACCUGGGUGUCUCAGUCAAAUGUCCAGCUGUUGACUUCAGCUCAGUUCUUGAUCUUAGGGUCUUGAGUUCAAGCCCUGGAUUGGGCUCUGGGUGUGGAGCCUACUUAAAAAGAAGUGACCCAGGUACAUUCUUGUAUUUGGAGAUUGGGAUAUGGAAGUGAUUCUUUUGAAUAUGGCUGUAGUCUUAACUGCUUGGUGUGUGUUGCAAUGUAUAAUACACUGACUGGCCUUAAGUAUUGAUAUCUCAAAACCCAUAAGUUGUAAUUCCAGCAAUUGUAUACCCUCAUCAUUGUUAUUGUGCUGAUAAUGUUAGCUGAUCUCACUGAGAUCCUCUUUUCAUAACUUGGAUUGUCUCCUCCUAAAUAAGAAUGUCUUCUUCAUGGGAAAAUAUAAACCAUUUUCCACCUGUAGGUCUUACUGCUCUGUGAUCUUUUCCUAUGGGAGAAGCCUGGCAGUCCAGCUCAGUUUUCCUGGUACAUUCUAACCAGAGAAGCUUGAUUACCUCAGGGAUGUGCACUGUGAUCACACCCAUGCUGAACUCCAUCUACAGCCUGAGCAACAAGGAUGUAAUGAGCCUCCUGGAAAGGCUUUUUCACCUAGGAGAGGGGCUGUGAUGGGCCACUGGCCUUAGAACCAAGAGGACAUUGUGGGUCCCAAAUGCAAACGUUGUGAAUUUAAGUUUAUGGUUACUCUCCUCUUGUAAUAGAUAUACUUCUUUUCCUUUAUUUCCAAAGCACCUGUGACUUGCUUAUAUUUGUCUUUGUGUUCGUUUCUCAACAGCCUCUUCAGUAACUCCUUGGUUGCCUUUCUUCCCUAAUUAUAGCACCAAAUUUCUGCCUUUGGUUGCACUUCCUAUAGGCAUUCCUGAGAUGACCAACAUUAGAUGGGAAGCACUCAAAUCAGAUGCUGGCAUGGAUUUCUCAAAAAUCAUCCUUUCAAAUGUCAAUAUUCACAUUCAUUUACUUGGUUAUUUUUCACAUAAAGAAGUGGGAUGAAAAGGAUACUACAGUUGUAAUCGAAGUGCUUGCCAUAUCAAAAUUGUGCUGUUUUACAUGUAUAAUUUUAUGGAAUUAGGACAUUUCAUAGAGAUUUUUCUUAUUUACCUCAUUUUCCACAAAAAGUUUGUGUUUGCAGUGGAUUCUACCCUGGAAACAGUGAUGUGAUUUUGAACUUCCAGUGUAGGACUCUAGAUUUGAGUGGUGCUGUGCUUAGGUGUUUUUAUGUGGUAUAUUGCAUAGGAUAAGUCUGACAUAUUGCCUCCUCCUUUGCUUUCUGUCCUCUUUCAUUCUUCCUUUUCCCUUAGCUUUUAAAAAAUACUUUAUUAAUUCCAUGAGAGACAGAGAGAGAGGCAAAGACAUAGUCAGAGGGAGAAGUAGGCUGCCCGCAGGGAGCCCAAAAUGGGACUUGAUCCCCAGACCCUGGAAUCACACCCUGAGCCAAAGGCUUAUGUUCCAACUGCUGAGCUACCCAGGUGUCCCUCCUUAUUAUCUUUGUUUCAUUGCAUCUUUAUUUUCCAUUAUUGCUAACAAGACCCAGGUGGAAACUACUUUUCUCAGUGCAUGAUUGGCAGCUGGUGGAGGGAAAGAUGAAUGAUAAAUGGAUGUUGAAUGGAUAGAGUAUCCAUUUGGGAAUGUGAAAGCAUUUGGAAAUGGAUAGUGGUUAACGGUUGCACAAAAACCAGUGUACUUGGUGUCAACCGAAUAGAAUUGUUCACUUGUUUAAAAUGGUGAUUCCUUUUAAUGCAUUUAAACAAUAAAAAGUGACAAAAUGGAAAGAAAUUUCUUCCUGAUAUCUUUAAUUCCAUAAUGUAAUGGACAAUUGAAAUUUUUCAGGAAAAAAAAUUUAAGACUUUACUUAUUAGAGCAAGAAAACACAAGCAGGGGGAGCAGCAGAGGGAGAAGCAGGGUUCCUGCUGAGAAGGGAGCCCAAUGUAGGGCUGGAUCCCAGCACACCAGCACCAUGACCUGAGCCAAAUGUAGACGCUU
Molecule: messenger RNA, 6899 nt
Organism: Nyctereutes procyonoides (raccoon dog)
Lineage: Eukaryota; Metazoa; Chordata; Mammalia; Carnivora; Canidae
Product: zinc finger protein 501-like
Exons: 5
Coding region: 1855-3417 (520 amino acids)
Biological process (GO): regulation of DNA-templated transcription
Source: RefSeq, a predicted model, not a curated record